Molecule: messenger RNA, 2433 nt
Organism: Plenodomus lingam JN3
Lineage: Eukaryota; Fungi; Ascomycota; Dothideomycetes; Pleosporales; Leptosphaeriaceae
Biological process (GO): L-arabinose metabolic process
Molecular function (GO): alpha-L-arabinofuranosidase activity
Source: RefSeq, a predicted model, not a curated record
AUGGGUUUCUUCAAGCAAGCGAUCAUCGCAGCCUGCGCUUCUUCAGCCCUCGCUGUCAAUGUCGUUGUGCAAUCGACUGGCGGUAAUCUCACGGGCAAAUACGGGCAUCCAUAUGGCUAUGGAUUUCUGCACGAGGACAUCAACAACUCUGGAGAUGGCGGCAUCUAUGCUGAAUUGAUUCAAAACCGCGCAUUUCAAUCUAGUCCGCGGUUCAAUGUUUCUACCAAACACUACUUUCCCAUCAACAAUGCCGAUCUGAGCAUCCAAAUGCUUGACGAGCCACUAUCCGAGGCUCUUCCUGCGUCAAUGCGCGUUGCAGCCGCCAACAGCACCGGCAAGGUUGGCUUCAAGAACGACGGGUACUGGGGCAUGGAUGUUCGACAGCAAAAGUAUACCGGCUCAUUCUGGGUCAAGGGUGCAUACAAUGGAUCGUUCACCGCAUCUUUGGAGUCCAACCUGACCUCCGAUGUUUUCGGUUCAGUCGAGGUACCAUCCAAGUCGGUUGCGAACGAGUGGACGGAACACACUUUCGAGCUCGUACCUGAGAAGGAUGCACCAAACUCCAACAACACGUUCUCAAUUACUUUCGAUCCCAAGAGUGCUCCAUCGGCUGGCCUAGACUUCAAUCUCAUCAGCUUGUUCCCGCCAACGUACAAGAACCGCAAGAAUGGACUGCGAGUCGACAUCGCUGAGGCGCUUGCGGACAUGAACCCCCACUUCCUUCGAUUCCCAGGAGGCAAUAUGCUUGAAGGUCUGACAAACGACACGUACUGGGACUGGAAGGACACUCUGGGUCCCUUGAAAGACCGCCCAGGCUUCCAGGGCGUUUGGGGCUACCAGCAAACCCAUGGUCUUGGUAUUAUGGAAUAUCUCGAGUGGGCAGAGGAUAUGAAUCUGCAGAUCGUCCUCGGUGUCUGGGCUGGUCUUGCACUUGACGGUGGUGUCACGCCACAGGAGGAUCUCCAGCCCUUCAUUGACGAUGCCCUCGCUGAGAUUGAGUUUGUGGCUGGACCAGCUGACUCCACUUGGGGUGCUCGCCGCGCUGCGCUGGGCCACCCUGAGCCAUUCGAGCUCAACUACGUCGAAGUCGGCAACGAGGACUGGCUCGCGGGCUUCCCCGGCGGCUGGGACUCUUACAAGGAGUACCGAUUCCCGCUUUUCUAUGAGGCAAUCCGCGCAGCCUACCCCAACAUCACAGUCAUCUCUUCGGGCGCGACCAGCGACCCAGCUCCUGAGGGUGAAACCACAGGACCCAACCUUAAGGAGGGUAUCAAGCUUCCCGCAGACGCGCUGGGUGACUAUCACCCUUACCGUGAGCCAGACGAACUGGUCCAGGAAUUCAACCGCUUUGACAACGACGUUGGCCACAUUAUUGGUGAAGUCGCUGCCACGCACGUCAAUGGCGCCACGCCUCCUCGCUGGAACGGCCCGCUGUAUAAGUACCCAUGGUGGAUUGGGGCUGUCGGUGAAGCAGUCAGUCUGAUCGGGUACGAGCGCAACUCGGACCGAAUCCCUGGUACCUUCUACGCGCCCGUUCUGAAGAACAAUAACCGCUUCCAAUGGCCCAUUACGCUCAUCCAAUUCGACGCCGAUCCGAAGCGCACCACAAAGGCAGUCACAUGGUACUGCUGGUCACUCUUCGCGCAUCACCCCAUCACCCACACUCUUCCUACAUCCUCUAACUCCUCUUACGGCCCAGUGUACUGGGGCGCGGGUCUGGAUGAGCGCCGUAACAAUGCCAUGGUCUGGAAGGGCGCUGCGUACAAUACAACGGAUGGUGCUCCUGUACCGGUUUCCGUCCAUUUCCAGGGCGUGACACCUGGUACCAAGGCAAACCUGACUGUCUUGACCAACGCGGAUGGCGAUCCUUACAUGUACAACGACCCAUUCACUGGCAUCAAUAUUGUGAACACUACAAUCAGCAUGUUGGAGGCCGGCGCUUCCGGCGCUUUCGAGUUCAGCCUGCCACAGUUGAGUGUUGCUGUACUGGACACAGAUGUCAGUGGUGCGCAACAAUCUCGCCUGAAUAACGAGUCCGAAAGUCCACCAAUUUGGUCUCAGGGAGAACAAUCGACUUGUGAACUUGCACUUGCCGCUCCGUUGCCUCCACGCAGGACUCACGAUGCAGCAGACAAGUCAAUUACAGAGUCCAAACCCCCAAGAAAUCUCCACUCGACAUUCACCCCCACUAUGCCGCCCUUUCCAAGCGAACCCGAAACUAACGUUUCAAGCACUACACCGAGACAGUUUCACCCCGCCUCACCCUCCAACCGCUAUAAACCACGCGUCUCAUCCCAUCCGCGCACCGCCUUCGCGAACACUUCUCCCCCUCCCAUUCGCCUGCACCCCAACAGUCCCGCUCAUCCAUGCAUGCACUCGGCUACAAGUAGCUGCUCCAAUCCAUGCGUCGUCGAUGCCAUUGACUUCGUGUAA